AUGAUGAUUCGGAUGAUAAUGAUGAUUCGCAUGAUGAUGAUGAUGGUGAUGAUGACUCGCAUGAUGACGGUGAUGAUUCGGAUGAUGAUGAUGAUGAUUCGGAUGAUGAUUCGGAUGACGACGAUGACGGUGAUGAUGAUGCUGUCGAUGAUGAUGACUCGNUCGGAUGAUGAUGAUGAUGAUUCGGAUGAUGAUGUGGUUGAUUCGCAUGAUAAUGAUGAUACGGACGAUAAUGAUGAUUCGCAUGAUGAUGAUGAUGGUGAUGAUGACUCGAACGAUGAUGAUGAUGAGUCGGAUGAUGAUGCUGAUGAUUCGGAUGAUGAUGAUAAUGAUUCGGAUGAUUACGAUAUUGAUGUUGAUGAUGAUUCGGAUGAUAAUUCGGAUGAUGAUGAUGAUUCGCAUGAUGAUGAUCAACCGGAUGAUGAUGACGAUUAUUCGGAUGAUGAUGAUGAUGAUGAUGAUGAUGAUGAUGUUCCGGAUGAUGAUUCGGAUGGUGAUGAUGGUGAUGAUGAUGAUGAAUCGGAUGAAGAUGAUGCUGACGAUCGAGAUGUUUCGGAUGAUGAUGACACGGAUGAUGAUGAUGCUGAUGAUGAUGAUUCGGAUGAUUAUGAUAUUGAUGUCGAUGAUGACUCUCAUGAUAAUUCGGAUGAUGGUGAUGAUUCGGAUGAUGAUGAUUCAUCGGAUGAUGAUGAUGAUGAUUCGGAUGAUGAUGAUGAUGAUACGGAUGAUGAUGAUAAUGAUGAUGAUGAUGAUGUUGACGAUGGUUAUGAUGAUGAUGAUUCGGAUGAUGAUUCGGAUGAGGAUGAACCGGAUGAUGAUGAUGAUGAUUCGGAUGAUGAUUCAGAUGACGAUGACGUCGAUGAUGAUGAGGAAGAUUCGGAUGAUGAUGAUGAUGCGGAUGAUGAAGUUGAUGAUGAUGAUGAUUCGGACGAUGAUGAUGAUCAUUCGGAUGAUGAUGAUGAUGAUGAAUCGGAUGAUGGUGAUGAUGAUUCGAUUGAUGAUGAUGAUUCGAAUGAAGAUGUUGAUGAUUCGGAUGAUAUUGAUGAUAAUGAUGUUGACUCGGAUUAUGAUGAUGAUGAUUCGAAUGAUGAUUCGGAUGAUGAUUCGAAUGAUGAUGAUGAUGAUUCGGAUUAUUGUGAUAAUGAUGACGACGAUGAUUCGGAGGAUGAUGAUGAUAAUGAUGACCGUGAUGAUAAUGAUGUUGAUGAUGAUGAUGAUGACGAUGAUGAUGAUGAUGAUGAUGAUGAUGAUGAUUCGGAUGAAUGUGAUGAUGUUUCGGAUGUUGAUGAUGAUGAAUCGGAUGAUGAUGAUUCGGAUGAUGAUGCUGGUGAUGAAGAUGAUGAUACGGAUGAUGAUGAUGAUGAUUCGGAUGAUGAUGAUGAUGAUUUGGAUGAUCAUUCGGAUGAUGAUUCGGAUGAUGAUGAUGAUGCGGAUGAGGAUGAAUUUUCGGAUAAUGAUGAUCAUCCGGAUCAUGUUGUUGAUGAUGAUGAUGACUCGGAAGAUGAUGAUGAUGAUUCGGAUGAUGAUGAUGAUGAAUCGGAAGACGAUGGUGAUGACUCGGAUGAUGAUUCGGAUGAUGAUGAUGAUGAUUCGGAUGAUAAUUCGGAUGAUGAUUCGGAUGAUGAUGAUGACGCGGAUGAGGAUGAAUUUUCCGAUAAUGAUGAUCAUCCGGAUCAUGUUGUUGAUGAUGAUGAUGACUCGGAAGAUGAUGAUGAUGAAUCGGAUGAAGGUGAUGAUGAUUCGAUUGACGAUGAUGAUUCGGAUGAAGAUGAUGACGAUUCGGAUGAUAAUGAUGAUGAUGAUGAUGAUGACUCGGAUGAUGAUGAUGAUGAUUCGAAUGAUGAUUCGGAUGAUGAUGAUUAUGAUUCGAAUGAUUAUGAUAAUGAUACCAAUGAAGCUGAUGAUUCGGAUGAUGAUGUUUGGGGUGAUGAUGACGACGAUUCGGAAGAUGAGUCGGAUGAUCAUGAUUCGGAUAAUGGUGUUGAUUCGGAUGAUGAUGAUGAUGAUGAUGAUGAUGUUGAUGAUGAUGAUGAUGUUUCAGAUGGUGAUGAUGAUGAUUCGUAUGAUGAUGAUGAUGAUGCGGAUGAUGAUUCGGAUGAUGAUGAUGGUGAUGUUGAUGAUUCGGAUGAUGAUAAUUCGGAUGAUGUUGACUAUGAUUCGGAUAAUUCGGCUGAUUAUUCGCAUGAUGAUGACUCGGAUGAUGAUGAUGAUGAUUCGGAUGAUGAUGAUGAUAAUAAUGGUGAUGUUGAUGGUUCGUAUGAUGAUAAUGAUGGAGAUGAUUCGGAUGAUUAUGAUGACGAUUCGGAUGAUGAUGAUGAUGAUUCGCAUUAUGAUGAUGAUUGGGAAGAUGACGAUGAUGAUUCCGUUGAUGAUGAUGAUGAUUCGGAUGAUGAGGAUAAUGAUUCAGAUGAUGAUGAUGUAUCGGAUGAUGAUGAUGAUGACGAUGAUGAUUCGGAUCAUGAUCUUUCCGAUGAUGAUGAUGAUGAUGAUGAUUCGGCCGGUGAUUCGGAUGAUGAUGAUGAUGAUUCGGAUGAUGAUCAUCAUGAUUCGGAUGAUGAUGAUGACGAUGAUGAUGGUGAUCAUGGUGACCAUUCGGAUGAUGAUGAUGAUGAUUUGGAUGAUGAUUUGGAUGAUGAUGAUGAUUCGGAUGAUGAUGAAGACGAUCCUAAAGAUGUUGAUGAUGAUUCGUAUGACGGUUCGGAUGAUGAUGAUUUGGAUGAUGAUGAUGACGAUAAUGAUGAUGUUGAUGAUCAUGAUUCGGAUGACGAUGAUAAUGAUUCGGAUGAUGAUGAUGAUGAUGAUGAUGAUGACGACGAUGAUGACCAUGAUGAUGAUGAUGAUGAUGAUGAUGAUGAUGAUUCGGAUGAUGAUGAU
Echinostoma caproni is the source of this 2874-nucleotide messenger RNA. NCBI's taxonomy places the organism in Eukaryota, Metazoa, Platyhelminthes, Trematoda, Plagiorchiida, Echinostomatidae. The record is from the annotation of a GenBank genome assembly.